Messenger RNA from Linderina pennispora, 1516 nucleotides. RefSeq lists its product as uncharacterized. Gene Ontology annotation, biological process: nuclear inner membrane organization. The record is from RefSeq and is a predicted model, not a curated record. The transcript has a single exon. Gene Ontology annotation, cellular component: microtubule organizing center attachment site; chromosome, centromeric core domain; mitotic spindle pole body. Lineage: Eukaryota; Fungi; Kickxellomycota; Kickxellomycetes; Kickxellales; Kickxellaceae. Bases 86 to 1450 code for a protein of 454 amino acids.
GCUCCCACACAUUCGCUUACUUUCUGCUGGAGCUCAUAUUUCCUGCUUUCUCUUCCAUUCCUUGCACUAUGCCCUUUUGCGAACAAUGUGGUCAUUUCUAGGAGACCGCCAGGCUAGAGUCACCUGCUGGUGUUGUAAUGAAACGACGCGAUUACCCCGGUCCGAGGCUGACAGCGACACGGUACACGACUGGCAUUGUGACAACUGCGACACACAAAACACGGUAAACAAGGAGGGCGAAAUUGUCGACAGCCGUGAUGAAAUGUACAGGGAGGUCCCUGGAAGCAGCCAGCGGAAGCUGCGUAUUCUCAGCGGUAUUGAGAGUCCGUCUAGCAGUUUCCCUGUGGUUGUAUUUUGCAAGACAUGCCAAAGCAACCAAAACCGGGUGUACCAGCUCCUUUCCGAGUACUUGCCUGAAGAGACCGACUCUCACUAUGCGCAAAGACUUGCUGAAGCUGACGCCUACAGUCGGACAUUGCGCAGACGGUAUCCAGUCGCAUGUAAGCAGUGUCAGGAGAAAGUGGACGAUCUACUGCAGUCACAGGCAUCAUGGCUACGGAAGAAGGAGCUGGCCAGUUCAUUGAGGCAGUCGGAGAGGGUUCGCAAGUAUGAGCCAAAUAUCCGGCCAAAACCGACGUUGCGACGAAAGGGUGUCACGAUGGCCUGGCUCGUGUUUGCCCUGCUCGGAUUCAUUGCGUGUCCCUUAGCAGCACUGGGGCUCUACAUCGACACCCAGCAUGGCUACUUGGAUCCACCAUGGCAGGUGUUGGUAGCUGGUGCUGCGAUAUCCAUGGCUACGUUCCUGUCCGGCCUACUGAACCCACUGUGGCUAAGGGCGGCAUUCAGCACAAGCAUCCGGAUAGCUGGGCUGCCCAGAUACCGGCGGCGCAUACAGUUUCUGUCGGCUGGCCGGCUUGCGGUAGCAGUUGGGUUCUUUUGCAGGCGACCAUCGCGAGACCUUGCCAUUGGGUUAGGUAUAGUCGACACUUGCAUGUUUGUCUACGCGUUCUGGGCGCUUGAGAUUGUCAGUAAGCUCAGGACAAGGUCUCUGAGCAGGCACACAUCCGAUUCUGAUGACACAGGCGAUGAGGCCACUGAUGAGGCCACUGCUAAGACAGCCGACAGCGACACCCCUCUUGAGCGUGCCCGCAAAACCGACGAGGCAACCAGCUCGAUGGGUGAGCUUUCUCUGGGCGAGUCAGUUGUAAAUCGCGACCAGAACGACAGCCUUCGUGGAACUGCCUUUGCCAGUCUGCAUGGAGAUCAUAGGUCUGGCGACCGGGUGUCACAGGGCAGAAGCAUGGCCCACCUGGACAGCUACAGAGAGCAGCGGUGGCAGCGCUGUAGGCGACGAACUCGCCUCCAUGUUUGGCCUGGAGUCGCUGGCUGUGGGGAGUCCGCUCGCGACGUGUACCAGCGACGGUGGUGGCUGCUCAGAGUAUGGAUGUAGACACCUCUGAUGCUGACCUUGGCCGUGGUCCUAGACUACGGCCUGCAGGACCCCUCAAGGCAACCA